Messenger RNA from Octodon degus (degu), 801 nucleotides. Its product is annotated as granzyme B-like. The record is from RefSeq and is a predicted model, not a curated record. Gene Ontology annotation, biological process: proteolysis. Gene Ontology annotation, cellular component: intracellular membrane-bounded organelle; cytoplasm. The transcript is spliced from 6 exons. Lineage: Eukaryota; Metazoa; Chordata; Mammalia; Rodentia; Octodontidae. The coding region runs from base 1 to 801 and encodes 266 amino acids. Gene Ontology annotation, molecular function: serine-type endopeptidase activity.
AUGCAGCUUCUUGUGCUCCUGUUGUCAUUCUUUCUGCACCCCAGGAUAAGGGCAGAGGAGAUCAUCGGGGGACAUGAAGCCAAACCACACUCCCACCCCUAUAUGGCUUACCUUGAGUUCUGGUAUAAAAAAUUUGUAAGGCACUGUGGGGGCUUCCUGAUACAUGAGAAGUUUGUGCUGACAGCUGCUCACUGUUUGAAAAGCCCUGGGUACUCACAACUUCUAGAUACAAUAAUCCUCCUAGGGGCCCACAAUAUCAAGAAACAGGAGAAGACUCAGCAGCUCAUACGUGUGAAAAGACACAUCCCACAUCCACAAUACAAUCCAUGGAAAGUCACCAAUGACAUCAUGCUGCUGCAGCUGGAGGAAAAGGCACACCUGACUAGAGAGGUACAGCUUCUCAGGCUGCCAAAAGGCAAGUCUGAGGUGAAACCAGGUGCUGUGUGCCAGGUAGCUGGAUGGGGACGGCUGGCCAAAGGGAGACAUACAGACACACUGCAGGAAGUGGAGAUGACAGUUCAAAAGGAUGAGGAAUGUGAGACCCGCUUUCGUUAUUACAAUGCUGCUACAGAGGUGUGUGUUGGAGACCCAAAGAUUAAAAAAGACUCCUCUAAGGGUGACUCUGGAGGUCCUCUUGUGUGUAAUAAAGUGGCCCAGGGCAUUGUCUCCUAUGGAAGAGUAAAUGGGAGAGCUCCAGGUAUCUAUACCAAACUGUCAUCCUAUCUGGACUGGAUAAAUAAAACCAUACAACCUGGUGUGGUGGACUACUCUUGUAAUCCCAUCACCCAGGAGGAGCACUGA